CGAUGUUUGAACCGGACCAGAAUAGAAAACAGGUGGAAAGGAGACAAGUAGAUCUUUGGACAAACACGAUGACCCAGGCCCCACCUGUCCCCAAACCUCGAGCUCGUUAUUCACGUGACAGCUUAGGCUCCGUCUCUUCUCUGGACAGAGAUCCGAUUUGCCAAAAUGCGUCAGAUGGAGUUCUGCCAAGGACAGAUGAAGAUCCCCCUGCUGGGUCACCGGGUUUACAGACACUGGCAGGUGUUGCUGACAUACCACCAACGGACACAAGUGACUCUGCUCAUGGCCCACCAAUUGUACCUGACCCCUCGUCCCCUCCAUCCAUGCAAAGUAUGGUCAGCAGCAUUAAAAGCAGCAUACCAAGUUUAGCAGGAACUGCUGACACCAUUGCUAACACCUCGUCCCCUCCAUCCAUACAAAGCAUGGACAUGAGCAGCCGCACACCAAGUUUAGAUGGAACUGUUAGCACCCUUGCUAACUCUGCUGUUACUACGCAGAGCUCCUCCACCUCGUCCCCUUCCUCCAUACAAAGCAUGGUCAGCAGCAUUGCAAACCACACACCCAGUUUAGAUGGAACUGCUAGCACCACUGCUAACCCUGCAGUUACUGCGCAAAGCUCCUCCAUUCCGUCCCCUUCCUCCAUACAAAGCGUGGUCAGCAGCAUUGCAAACCACACACCCAGUUUAGAUGGAACUGCUAGCACCGCUGCUAACCCUGUGGUUACUGCGCAAAGCUCCUCCACAUCAUCCCCUUCCUCCAUACAAAGCGUGGUCAGCAGCAUUGCAAACCACACACCCAGUUUAGAUGGAACUGCUAGCACCACUGCUAACCCUGCGGUUACUACGCAAAGCUCCUCCACUUCGUCCCCUUCCUCCAUACAAAGCAUGGUCAGCAGCAUUGCAAACCACACACCCAGUUUAGAUGGAACUGCUAGCACCACUGCUAACCCUGUGGUUACUGCGCAAAGCUCCUCCACUUCGUCCCCUUCCUCCAUACAAAGCAUGGUCAGCAGCAUUGCAAACCACACACCCAGUUUAGAUGGAACUGCUAGCACCACUGCUAACCCUGCGGUUACUACGCAAAGCUCCUCCACUUCGUCCCCUUCCUCCAUACAAAGCAUGGUCAGCAGCAUUGCAAACCACACACCCAGUUUAGAUGGAACUGCUAGCACCACUGCUAACCCUGCAGUUACUGCGCAAAGCUCCUCCAUUUCGUCCCCUUCCUCCAUACAAAGCAUGGUCAGCAGCAUUGCAAACCACACAUUGAGUUUAGAUGGAACUGCUAGCACCACUGCUAACCCUGCAGUUACUGCGCAAAGCUCCUCCAUUUCGUCCCCUUCCUCCAUACAAAGCAUGGUCAGCAGCAUUGCAAACCACACAUCGAGUUUAAAUGGAACUGGUAGCACCACUGCUAACCCUGUGGUUACAAUGCAAAGCUCCUCCACCUCGUCCCAUCCACCCAUACAAAGCAUGGUCAGCAGCACUGCAAACCGCACACCAAGUUUAACUGGAACUGCUAGCACCACUGCUAACCCUGUGGUUACUAUGCAAAGCUCCUCCACCAUGUCCCCUCCAUCCAUACAAAGCAUGGUCAGCAGCAUUGCAAACCGCAUACCAAGUUUAGAUGGAACUGCUAGCACCACUGCUAACCCUGCGGUUACUACGCAAAGCUCCUCCACCUCGUCCCUUCCAUCCAUACAAAGCAUGGUCAGCAGCAUUGCAAACCGCACACCAAAUUUAGAUGGAACUGCUAGCACCACUGCUAACCCUGCGGUUACUACGCAAAGCUCCUCCACCUCGUCCCCUUCCUCCAUACAAAGCAUGGUCAGCAGUUUUGCAAACCGCAACCCAAGUUUAACUGGAACUGCUAGCCCCACUUCUAACCCUGUGGUUACUACGCAAAGCUCCUCCACCUCGUCCCCUUCCUCCAUACAAAGCAUGGUCAGCAGUUUUGCAAACCGCAACCCAAGUUUAACUGGAACUGCUAGCCCCACUUCUAACCCUGUGGUUACUACGCAAAGCUCCUCCACCUUGUCCCGUCCAUCCAUACAAAGCAUGGUCAGGAGCAUUGUAAACCGCACAACAAGUUCAGAUGGAACUGCUAGCACCACUGCUAACCCUGCGGUUACUACGCAAAGCUCCUCCACCUCGUCCCCUCCAUCCAUACAAAGCAUGUUCAGCAGCAUUGCAAACCGCACAAGUUUAGCUGGAACUCUGAGCACCACUGCUAACCCUGCGGUUACUACGCAAAGCUCCUCCACCUCAUCCCGUUCAUCCAUACGAAGCAUGGUCAGGAGCAUUGCAAGCCGCACACCAAAUUUAUCAGGAACUACUGGCACCACUGCUAACCCUGCAGUUACUACGCAAAGCUCCUCCACCUCGUACCCUCCAUCCAUACAAAGCAUGGUCACUAGCAUUGCAAGCCGCAUACCAAGUUUAGCAGGAACUGCCAGCACCAUUGCUAACCCUGCCGUUAGUACCGAAAGCCCCCCCAGCCUCGCUGUUAACGCCUGGAUGCAGACACGGCCACCUCAACCCCUCCCUCCUUUCAUAAGGGGUGACUCACACACUGAUGUGCUCGUGGCCCCAUCAUCACAACCACAGGGAGAUGCUGGGCCCGCUGGACAAGAAAAAGGGAAAGAAGGCCUCUACCUUAAUAUGUUGGACGGCUCAGAUGAUGACGUUGACUCUGAUUCGUCAAAUGAAGUUUCAUCUGGACCUAACGAACAAAUGACAGUUGACUUUGCACACAACCGGCUCAACAACAACAAUGUCAUUUCCAACCUUUCAGCAAGUGUUAUACCCCCUCAGCCAGUCCCACCUGCUGGCCAAUCAGCAAAGAAGGCAAAAUAUUACAAACAAAAGAUUCCAAGCAUUGCAACGAUUCGAGUGUCCAGAACGAAAGGACAAGGCCCACACUCCAUUCCACAAAGUGGUGUGGCCCGAGCAAGCUGGCUGGAGACAUGGAAAGGCUUCAGACAUUAUGUAUUUUGGGGGACAUUUGAUGGACAGUUGAUGUCACUGCAGAAAAAACGAAAAGACUAUUUCAGCGAGAUCCUCUUCCACGUGUCCAGUAUCACUAACAUAAAGAAACUAGACAAGAGAAGGUUCUCGGUUUACUUCAAAAAGAAACAUUAUGACUUCAUGGCUCCCAGUGAUGAUAUUCAAGAAGGUUGGGUCCAGUCUCUCUUGGCGUCUCGGGGACAACCGAGUCCCGCUGCACCGGAACUGCAUGGGCAGAUCAACAUCAAAGAUAUAAAAAGCCGGAACUACGCUGCCGUCUGCGGUCAUGACUUCUGGGUUUACCCCGACAAAGAUCGUUUCCAGCUAGGCCUGGCUUCCUACAGCAUUCCUCUGAACUUGGCCUCAGUCACGGCGACCGGAAAACACUCAUUUUCAAUGACCACGCCCUUCAAGACCAUACACAUGUCUGUUGAUUCAUCAAAGGAUCUUAAGGUCUGGUUAGACGGCUUGUUCUCAUCAAUCAGCAGUGCUCUGUCCAGCAGCCAGGUGGCGACGCGUCUAUGGAAAAAUCCCUCCAAUCAACAGUGCGCCGAUUGCAGCGCCGCCAAUCCUGAGUGGGCGUCCAUCAACCUGUUGCUUGUCAUCUGUGACAAAUGUGCAGGGCACCAUCGAAGUCUCGGCAGCACUCUCUCCAAUGUCCGGAGUCUAAAGAUGGACAACAAGGUUUGGACUGAACCACUCGUACAGCUGUUCGUUACAUAUGGCAAUAGGCUGGCCAAUCAGGUGUGGGCGCCGCUGGUGCCCGUUUUCGAGCAGUUAAGACCAGAGUCUUCAGAUGAGCAGAGAUCAAACUUCAUCCAAGACAAAUACCGCAAGGGGCGGUACCGAAGAGUACAUGCGCUGGCGUCCUCUUCUGAUCUGAUGCAGCAGAGGAUGCGAGAGGUUGUUUGUGGCAGCGAUGUCGAAGAAACCAUGGCACUUAUCUGCUCCGGGGCAAAGGUGUGUCAAUCAGAUCCUCAGAGUCCCUCCCCCAUCCAGCUGGCUGAGAGGGCCGGGCAAGCUCUGCAGGCAGAGAUACUUAAACUCAACGAGUAUACAGAGGUUCCACCUUGCCUUCCCAAGAUAGGGUACAGGCGAGCUGACUCCGUCCUCUCAGGUGAGGAAGAGGAGGAGCUACAUGGCAAAUUGGAAGAUGAUCGUUUCCUCUUUUCUCUGGAAAAUGACUCUGCGGCAUGUGACGUCCUUGACUUGCGAGAUGUUUUAUCACUUUUCCGAAAAGACGGGCCAACCUUUCAGUUCGAGUUGGUCACUUUAGACAGUCGGCUCGUUUGUGUGGCUGAAAGCGAGGACGAGCUCUUGACGCACCUGGUCCACAUCCUUAAGGUAAUUCUGCCAGGGGGCGUGUCUUACGCAGAGGUGUGCGGGGCCUUAGCAGUUAGUAAAGUGUGUGUUGUUGAAGUGGGGUUAGCCACCAAUAAUCCCGAUGCUUGGUUGUUGCUUUGGGAUGGCGGCGUGAGCGUUCACCGUGCUCACAGACACUCAAAGCCGCCUCUCAUAAUGGAACUGAGCACGCUCAGUCACCACGAGGUUGAGCCAUCUGAAGACGCCAUCUCCAUGGUAUCCGGAGACAGCAGGGGCGUUUCUCUGCACUUUGACGAGCACUACAGCUGCCAUAGCUGGUACCACCUCCUCCAGGAUGCUCUGGCCAAUCAGAACACUUCAAAACCUCCGGCGGCCUAUCAAUCUCUGUACCCGAUAGCAGACAUCGAAGUGAUGAGCUCGGUGCCGCUGGGCAUAGAACGCUGCAUCAAACACAUCCAAGACUACGGUUUGAAGGUGGAGGGCGUGUACCGCCGCUGUGGACGGGCCACCAAGGUGUCCCAACUGGUGGAGGCCUUGGUGAAAUCUCCGAGCUCCGCCUCUCUGGAGUCGGAUGAACAAGGUGUUUUGGACGUAGCCUCUGCCCUCAAACAAUACAUUCGCCAGCGGGAAGCGCUCUUCCCAGAGAAGGAAAAGAAGGACUGGAGACAGGCUGCAGUGAUUUCUGAUGAAGAAAAGAGGUGGUCAGCCUACCGCCAGUUGCUACAGCAACUCCCUGGUCAGCAGCGUGCGACGCUGGACGCCUUGUUUGGACACUUUUACAUGGUUCAGACAUACUCUCAAGUCAACAAGAUGUCCGCCCAAAACCUGGCCCUGGUUCUGGUUCCCUCACUCUUCAACAGUUUGAGCGCCGAUCUGCUCAAUAUGACCCGCGAGUUCAUCAUCCACCACGAGAUGCUUUUUCCGGCACACAAACAGCAUCGCAGGUGAGGAAGAGCAGCAGAUCAGAGUCCUCCGAAGAAGCACGAGAGGAAGGUUUGGGACGACACGAGUACUGAUGAUCAAUUGUCUUCACGUUUAAAGAGUUGGAAGACAUCAGCCCCUUUUCCGCCAAAAUACCAAGAAGUUUAAAAAAAAAUUGUUUUGUAUAAUAAAUGAAAUAUGGACAAUAGUAUAUCUCUACUAGGGUACAAAUAAAGUACCGCGGUACUAAUGAGUUAAAAACGGACUAUACUGCGUCUGAAAAAUACCGGUACUUUUGUUUUCCGGACAUGACGGCGCGGUGGUGAAACGCACAGAGUACCUACAUGUAGAAACAGUGUGGUGAUAGAAAAGGGAGAAUAGACGCAUUUUUGGCUUAAAAACUAAGGGUAACGUUAAAGCUAUAAACACUGAAGCGCUGCUCUGCAAUAGGUGCUUAGUUCUUGCUCUUGUUAGCCGUUAGCUAGCUAGCGGCUGACGUCUAUCCGCAGUCAGUAGUGUUUUAGCUACUUUUAAAUCACUUAUCCUCGCCGCCAUGGCGACAAAUGAACUACGUUUCUUACAAUUACCGGCCCUGAAGGACGAGGACUAGCUAAACAUACUUCACUACACACCGUAAGGAAGAUACAAUGGCUAACCGCAAACAGCAAGCUAACGCUCCUCAAUGUAAACAAAUGCCGUGGGCGGGUGUACAUACACAGACAUCGACUGUAUUGAUACCAAGUACAAGAGCCGUAUAUACACUACCGUUCAAAAGUUUGGGGUCACAUUGAAAUGUCCUUAUUUUUGAAGGAAAAGCACUGUACUUUUCAAUGAAGAUAACUUUAAACUAGUUUUAACUUUAAAGAAAUACACUCUAUACAUUGCUAAUGUGGUAAAUGACUAUUCUAGCUGCAAAUGUCUGGUUUUUGGUGCAAUAUCUACAUAGGUGUAUAGAGGCCCAUUUCCAGAAACUAUCACUCCAGUGUUCUAAUGGUACAAUGUGUUUGCUCAUUGGCUCAGAAGGCUAAUUGAUGAUUAGAAAACCCUUGUGCAAUCAUGUUCACACAUCUGAAAACAGUUUAGCUCCUUACAGAAGCUACAAAACUGACCUUCCUUUGAGCAGAUUGAGUUUCUGGAGCAUCACAUUUGUGAGGUCAAUUACACGCUCAAAAUGGCCAGAAAAAGAGAACUUUCAUCUGAAACUCGACAGUCUAUUCUUGUUCUUAGAAAUGAAGGCUAUUCCACAAAAUUGUUUGGGUGACCCCAAACUUUUGAACGGUAGUGUCGUUGAUACUACAAAGGUUACGUCGAUAAUGUCCAUUUUUUGUGUUUUUUUUAUUGUUUAUUAAUGAAUGAAAUGGACACAGGAGAACUUUAAUUAUGACCAAUGUAUGACCCUGUACCUACUUGGUAUUGGAUUGAUAGCAAAAUUUGUAGCAUCACCCAAAAUGUAUAUAAAGUAUCCAAACAACAGAAGAAUAAGUGCUCAUUACAUUUUAACAGAAGUUUAGAUAGAACAUGUUGAAACAGGAAGUAAGCAGAUAUUAAUAGUAAAUGAACAAAUAGAUUAAUUAUCCAUUUUCUACCGCUUGUUCCUCAUAACUUUGAGAAAAUAAUAGAAUGGGAAAGGACACAAUAUGUUACUGCAUACAUCAGCAGCCAAAAUGGGAGCCUUAGUUUGCUAGCUUACAACUAAAAUAUAUGUUUACUAUUAUAUUUAAUGCCACAAUUAUUCUUUGGUUGCAAUAAGAAAUGUAUGUUUAAUGUAUAAUGAGAUUUUCUGUGAAAAUAAAGCCAUUA
This is a messenger RNA of Entelurus aequoreus (snake pipefish), 7046 nucleotides long. Its product is annotated as arf-GAP with Rho-GAP domain, ANK repeat and PH domain-containing protein 1. The transcript has 26 exons. Lineage: Eukaryota; Metazoa; Chordata; Actinopteri; Syngnathiformes; Syngnathidae. Bases 3 to 5273 code for a protein of 1756 amino acids. Gene Ontology annotation, molecular function: GTPase activator activity. Gene Ontology annotation, biological process: signal transduction. The record is from RefSeq and is a predicted model, not a curated record.